Messenger RNA from Lathyrus oleraceus (garden pea), 1287 nucleotides. RefSeq lists its product as uncharacterized. The record is from RefSeq and is a predicted model, not a curated record. The transcript is spliced from 3 exons. Bases 1 to 1287 code for a protein of 428 amino acids. Lineage: Eukaryota; Viridiplantae; Streptophyta; Magnoliopsida; Fabales; Fabaceae.
AUGACGCAAAUGAUUAGACCGAUUGUUCCUGUGCAAAUGGAGAUAGGGGCAGCGGAGGAGGAGACAGUCCACGAAGGACAAAUCAUCAGACCCCUUCAAAAUCAAGGCGUCGAAUCAGGAGUCACAGGACGUAACCAGAUGAUAAUGGCUAACCGACACCAAGAUGCUGAUCAAAUUGUCGAUCAACAUCGACAAGAAGACUUGGCAGUGGAAAAUAACUUGACAACUAUUGUCGAAAGGAUUAUGGCUAGGAAUGGCAUGGGUGCUACCUUGCAAAGGCCAUUAUACGUCACCCCAUUAGCUGAAUUUGUUCUCCAAGCCGAGGCGCCCAGGGGGAUGAAAGUGCCUAAGUACACUAAAUUUGGGGGAGAGUCUGGUGAAUCGAUAAUAGAGCACGUUGCCAGAUACUUAACAGAGUCCGGGGAUCUGGCUCAUAAUGAAUGUUUGAGAGCUAGGUGUUUUACGCAAGUUCCAGAACACGAAUUAGUUCAAAUGGUCGCAAGAGGUUUAGAUUAUUCCAUUAGGAAAAAGAUACAUCCAACUUUUGUGAAAAGUAUGUCACAACUGGCUGAUAGAGUUCGACAUCAAGAACGACUAAGGUUAGAAAAAGUUAGGCACAAUAAGUCUAAAAAAGAAAAGGUAGCAUUUGUCGAAUACGAUGCGACAGACCAAAUACGUGAGGCUGAUUAUGCUUCAUCGACCGAAUUAGAAAUCGACAUGGCUGAACUAAAGCUAGGGUCCACCUAUGAGUGUCGACCAUUGCUGCCUGCGCAAGGAAAAAACCCUGUCGACAACAACCCAAAAUUCCCUUCGAAAACUUAUACUUUCGAUGUGUCGAAGUGUGAAGAAAUCUUCGAUUUAUUGGUCAAAGAUGGGAAAAUGGUGGUACCUCCUGGUACUAAAAUACCACCGGAUUUAGUUCAGAAAGCUAUUCAAGAAGGCAGGCUGAAAUUUGCUGGCCGCAGAAUGAAGAUCGAUGUUGAUCCUCUUCACCAGGAGGAAGCCCUAUUCGUGGAGCCAGUCGAGAUCAACAUGGUCGAGAUCACUGAAUAUGACGAGGCCAACAUGCUGGAGCAAACUGGGGAAAGCCCAGAUGUCGAUAUAGCUGAAGUGUACCCAAGGGCUGAUGAGGACUUGGUGGAUUUUCUGUAUCGCUGCAAGAACAAGGGUUCACAAGUGUGCCUGUGCCCGAGGUGUGGUGCUGUCACCGACAAGAUAGCGGCGGAGAAUUUCCAGAAGCUGCAACUAGGUAAAAGCAAGAGGAAUGUGCCGACCAGGGGUUACUAA